AUGAGCGUCUCGCAGUGCAACGAGUACUUCUUGAUUUUCGGAGUGGACACGAUCGCAACCUUGUUCUUCGCUGACGAGACGAAGGCGGCCCUUGCCGUAGAUUUCUUUAUUUCUCUGCUCAAGGAGGACAUGCGCGGGGUCUUCGAUGACGUUCUCGAUCUGGAGUCGCAGAGGCACCCGAGCGGACACCCCUCGUUCUUCUCGGCCACGGGUGCUGCAUUGGCCUCAUCUCUCCACUGGGGUUUCAAGUUUGAGAAUGGGGCGAAUGAUGCCAAGAAAAGGAAGCAACACGUGCCUGUUAUGAUCCAGCACAUCAGCGAGUUGAACGCCGUCUGCAAGGAGAUCUCUCCGGCCGAGAUUGCGAAGCUGCUGGAGCUUGUCGACAUGGCGCCGAAGAUCGAGACUGGCGCCGAGAAGCGAGAUCGGAUCACGGUUCGCUUCGCGGCGCUUACGGAGGUCAUCUCGCUGUGCCCCAGGGUUUGCGCGCAGUCGGAGUCGAUCAAGGUCGCCCUUAUGGCAUUCAAGGCUGCUCGGGGCAACUUCGCCGCUGACGUGGUUUUUUUUUUUUGUUUUUUUGGUUUCGCCGCUGACGUGAACUUCGCCGCUCUCCGUGACUCGAUGGGCAAGUUCUUGGCAGAUGCCUGCGAGGGGCUCGACGUGAACGUCUUCCACGCCCUGUCGGAGCUGCGCAGGCAGGAGUUGCCGAUUGAUAUUGGCGACAAGCUGUACAAGGAGUUCCUGUUGGGCUCGGGUCGGCUCUUCGACAAGGAGUGCACGUGCCCGCAGUGGCUGGGCAUCAUCGAGGGCGCGCGCUACGUCCAAUCCUCGGGUCCUUCGGAGAAGUGGAAGCCAGUGCUGACCGUUGUGACCGCUUGGAAGGCCACCUGCGAUUGCGCGAAAACGAUUCGCAAGUUGGGCGCGGAGCCCGAGAACGGCGGACACAAGUUCAGAGUCUCGUUCGAGAAGCCCGUUGUAAAGGAGUUGUUGCUUGAGGAUGCUGACCAGACCUUGCAGACCUACGGCUGUGACUUCACGACGUGCUUGACCGAGCGCGCGGAGGCCCGCGCCGCCUUCCCCGGCAAGGUCGCCAAGGCCUCCGCCGACGUUCUGACCGCGAUGGUGCGCGACGCGGGCGCGGGGGAGCUCGCGGGGGCGCUGGCCACGGACGCCGUGAACGGCGCCAUGUCCAAGAACAGCGACUACCUCGAUGAGUUUUUCAGUGCGGGCGAGUCC
Molecule: messenger RNA, 1233 nt
Organism: Prorocentrum cordatum
Lineage: Eukaryota; Dinophyceae; Prorocentrales; Prorocentraceae
Source: the annotation of a GenBank genome assembly